Molecule: messenger RNA, 582 nt
Organism: Plutella xylostella (diamondback moth)
Lineage: Eukaryota; Metazoa; Arthropoda; Insecta; Lepidoptera; Plutellidae
Source: RefSeq, a predicted model, not a curated record
AUGCAACUAUACAACGCUAUUAUUCAACGAAACAACGCUAUAAUAAAUAUAGAGACAGCAAUAGAGCUACUGUCCUUAGCAACUGUCUCGUCUGAAGCGCUGUCCCCGCUACUGUCGCACGCACUGUCCGCUCGCGGGUCGCGCCCGUACACGCGGCUGAUCACUGAGUGCUUACAGCAGACCAUGCCGCCCUCUGUCGACUAUACCAAGGGUAUACAUAUAGAGUCCUUAGUGACUGCCUCGUCUGAAGCACUGUCCCCGCUACUGUCGCACGCGCUGUCCGCUCGCGGGUCGCGCCCGUACACGCGGCUGAUCACUGAGUGCUUGCAGCAGACCAUGCCGCCCUCUGUCGACUAUACAUACCACACCGGUUUGAGAACCCGACCUGACUUGGCGUUGAAUCAAAUAAAGGACACUGUUAUACAGGUGUUCAAAAGCCACGGCGCCACGGAGUUCUCCCCCCCGCUCCUCAUGCCCCGCGCGCGGGCGUGGGACCAGUGCCCCAACGCCGUGAAGGUGAUGACGGCAUUCGGUACUGUUUGUCAUCUGCCCCACGAUCUGAGGCUGCCUUUUGCUAGGUAA